CGCUAACUUCACGCAAUUAACAGCUUGAAAGCGCCAUAUUGGAAAGUGAAAUUUGUGUGUUCAACCAACGUUGUUCUUGUGAUUUUUCACCUCUGAGAACAGAAUAAUUGAGCAAUUAUGGCAGGAACAGGUGCAAACAGUGUUCCUCUGGGAGCUUUGCAUCCAGUCUUCAGUGGAGGAGGAAAAUCAUCUGGAAAUGACUCGAUGUUGAACGCUGCCCGCGAAGCAGCUGCGAGGGUGACUGCGAACAUCUUGAAACGGGAUCACGCCGGGAUUGCCGCCCGACCAGCGCAGGCCCAGAGUACCGCUACCGGUGGGCCUGUGUCGGCCGCUCAUCACCCAUUAACAAUGCCCGGUCAGCGCCAAAUCAUUGAACCUCUGAUGCAAGCAUCUUCAAGUUGGCCAAUGCAGCAGCAACCAGAGACUUCUAAGCGUCGCAAACGGAGUCGAUGGGGUGGAGAGGAUGUCAAGGCUGCACCAGGUGUGGCUACCGUUAUCCCUUCAGGUCUGUCAAAGGAACAAGAAACUCAAGUCUUAUUACAUCUGCAGAUUGAAGAAUUGAGCCGUAAACUACGAACCGGAGAGCUUGGUGUGCCGCCCAAUGUGGAGGAUAGGUCACCUUCACCUGAGCCUAUCUAUAACCAUGAGGGCAAGCGUCUCAACACCAGGGACUAUCGGAUGCGCAAGAAGUUAGAGGAGGAUCGUCACAAGAUGAUCCAGGAAGCACUCUCUUUGAAUCCAGAGUACAAACCUCCUGCAGAUUACAAGCCACCUGUCCAGCGAGUGAGUGAUCGGGUCAUGAUACCCCAGGAUCAGCAUCCAGAAAUUAACUUUGUUGGCUUACUCAUCGGACCUCGAGGUAACACCUUGAAGAAACUUGAGAAAGAUACGACCACCAAGAUCAUGAUCCGCGGCAAGGGAUCAGUGAAAGAGGGCAAGGUUGGGCGUAAAGAUGGCCAGCCUUUACCAGGAGAAGAUGAACCUCUCCAUGCCCUUGUCACAGCCAACAAUGCUGAGAGUGUCAAGAAGGCAGUCAUUCAGAUUCAAGAGAUCAUAAAACAAGGUAUUGAAACACCCGAGGGUCAAAAUGAUCUCAGAAGGAUGCAGUUGAGAGAGCUUGCCCGGCUGAAUGGUACACUCAGGGAUGAAGAUAUGCUCAGGUGCUCCAACUGUGGGUCCACAGAGCAUCGUACCUGGCAGUGUACAGAGAAGCAGAAUAUCACCAACAACAUCUUAUGCUCUCUCUGUGGCUCAGCCGGUCACAUAGCUGCAGAUUGCAGGGAGAAGGCCAUCGGAGACCGCCCCCUUGCCCAACCUAUCGUCAACUCAGCGGACAAGGCUAAGAUGGACUCGGAGUACCUUUCUCUCAUGGCUGAGCUUGGUGAAGGUCCUUUGCCAGGUGGUGGAGGAGGAGGACCACCACCACCACCAAAGGUCAGUUUGGGCGGGCCUCCUAGUGGUCCUAGACACCCCACACCCCCUAUCUCAUCGGCUCCACCCAAUCGCCCUUUGAUGAUGCCCCCAGGUGGUGGACAGGGCAACAACCAGGAUCACCCUCCCCCUCUGAUGGGUCAGAACCUGAACUUACCUUGGAACAACCGCAGUCAGAACAAGCCACCAUCCCUGCUUAACUCUGGCCCUGCACAGCGGCCUCCUCUGGGCCAGGGCCCCCCUCCUCCUCCUCUCCCCCAUCAAGGCCCUCCACCGCCCUCUAGCAGCGGACCUCCACCCCAUCACAACCAGCCCCCGUUCAUGGGUCCACCCCGACCCCCACUGAUGAAUAGACCCCCUCCAGUUGGACCUCCUGGUGGCAUGCCUCCGAAUAUGAUGCCUUCUCAUAUGGGCCAAGGACCCCCUGGACCCCCUCCUGGUGGAUUCAACCCAAUGAUGCCCCCUCCACCUCGUGGAAGAUCUCAGCUGCCCCCGUGGGCAUUUCACGGUGGACCUCCAUCUUCUGGUUCCCCUAAUUCAUCAGCACCAGCUCCAGCGCCGGUUCCUCCCCCAUCCCUUCUAGUUGCCCCACCCCCUCCCCCACCCAGCAGCGAGCCGCCUCCACAACCCCCCACUAGUGCUCCAUGGCAGAUUUCGUCAUCAAGCCAAGGGGUAGGGACGUCUCCCCCAUCUCAGCCUCCAUGGCAGUCCCAGGCCAUCCUACAGCAGGCCCUAGCCCUCUCGCAGCCUCAGCAGGCAGCGACAGCUACUGCUACAACAACUGAGACUACUACAUCCACAACCAAGCCAUCUCCUCCAGUACCAUGGCAACAGCUUGCUGCAGCUGCAGCUGCAGCCAAUGCUCCUCCAGUCAGUUCAGCUAGCAGCUCAUCACCAGCCCUGCCACCCUGGCUACAAGCCUAUACAGCAGCUGCUGCAGCAGCGGCAGCUGCAGCUGGCGGAGGAGGAGUCUCUACAAGUACGGCAGGCCAACCUACACCUCCACAGUGGGCGCAAGCAAUGCCUCCACCACCACCCCAACCGGUCCCCCCUCCCUCUUUGCCAGGAAUGCCCCCUAUGGGGGUGCCACCUCCCCACAUGCAGCCCCCGAUGCCCCCCUUGCCAUUCCAGCAAGGUGGUAUGUCUGAUGUUGCACCACCCCCUGCAGUACCCCCUCCUCACCUGAAUGCCCCUCCCCCACCCCCGCCUCCUUCAAGUUGAGCAUCUGAGCAUUACUCCAUUUAAUACUAAGGUGGUCUGCUUUAUCAUCCAAGAGGUCAUUUGAAGAUUGAAAUACUCAACCAUUUUCCUUACAUGCAGCGUCCAUCUAUCAUGUACAUCAUUCUCUAGUGUCCUUGAAAAGCUUAGUUUGGUUGUGACUUUUUGAUAUAAAUCUUGUUUUCUCUGUAGAAUUAUUUUUUAUAUUUGAUUUAUAAAAAAUUACCUGUGUUUGUUAUUUUUUCCUUAUGGAUAUUGCUGUCAUGGGUUGUGGACUGUAUCAACAUACAUACAUCCUUAUGCACAUACACCCUUAAACACUCACACACAUGCAUACAUAUUUUUGGAUAUCUAUAUAGCUUUUACAAAUACAUUGUACCUUCAAACAAAUGUAAAAUCAUUGAUUUGAUUCAGUUUUGCAUAUAAUUAAAUUUAGAAAAAAAUUAAUUGAUUAGUAUCUGAGAGAAUACCAAAUUGACAAAUCAGAGUGUUAGAAUACUGAAUAUAUUUGCCUUUCAACUCUAUUUGUGUACUGCCAUCCUUUUAGUGAUGACUUCAUCAAAGGUAGAUAAUAUAAUGGUUUUUAUUUAGAAUUAAAGGUAAAGACAGUAGUUGCAGCAAACAAUUACCAUUUCAUGAGAAAUUGUUUUUUUAAAUCAAGGUUAAUGGCCAAAAUAUUAGCAUACAUCUAGAUCUGGUCCAUUUUUUCCUUAUCGAUGCAAACUUAUUUUUUUUUAAAUCAUGAAAUCUUAGCUCAAAAUCGAUAAUUCUGAUGAUCACUAACACAGAAAACAUCUGUAGGACAGUGUUUUAAGUAUUGCUUCGAAAAAUACCCGACAUUUGAUGGAAUUCUAUGCUUAUUUUGCUCAUUUCUCAGCAAUUAUGCAUUUUGUUUCAGAGCUAUUUGGCACAUAUUUUUUUACAUACAAACACUUUGGUGGUAAUUUCAUUGGAUUCUGUUCAAACUUAUUUUGAGAACAUUAACAUAACUGGUAUUUAUCUUUAACCCCCCCCCCUUUCAGGGGGAGGUUGGUAAAAUAAUUUGAUGCAUGGAACAGAGAGGAUAUGAUAUGAGCACUCAUCACAUCACAUUCCAUCAUAAUUUUUUUUCUAUGUUUUGUGCAGUUUUAAUUGGGAAUUCAAUAUCAGGAUCUCAUUCAUAAAUAGUGCUAUGAAUGACAACUGUAGUGAAAUCCUUGUAUGUUUUUUAUCGGGCAGAAAGCACUAUACUUUUUUUAUAUUUGGUAUGAUAAGAACAUAUACAUUAUUUUUUUUAUUUUGCUUUGUUAUUGAUCAUGGCUAGAUGAUGCAUUUCUUUAUAUUUUAGCACUGAAUACCUCACUUCAAGAUUUUAUUUAAAAGAGAUAACAAAAUAAAAUAACAGAAUAAAAGGACAUUUCAUAUGGUAAUAGAUUUGUUACCCUUGAAUUUACAAGAGCAGAUAUAUCAGGUCAUUUUCAUAUAUCUUUAUCUUUCAUUUGCUGAACAUAUGCUUUUUGUGAUUUAUAAUUUUUCUCAUUUCUACCACAUGUCAGGGACAUAAUUGAAAUCUAUCUGAACUAGUUCAGAGGGGAAUGACUCCUCCUUUUCCUGCAUUGAUCAGAUUGUGGGUAAUGUGAAAUACACAUUAAUUGUAAGAUGUGUGAUAGCGACAUGUAUGCAAAACAAGGUAACAACGAGCCCCUUCUUGUUAUCCAGUAUUCUGCUUAGUUUUUAUUCAUGAAAAUUUAGUGUUCAAGGGAUCACCCGCCUAGAAAUCAUUAUCAUCGGAACAAGUGGAUACUUAGUAGUCCAAAGGGAUGAAAGUUUCAUCAAAGUUGGAGAUAACCUAGAAGAGUAAUGGAAUUUCAAUUUUUUUUUCAUCAGUGUGAAACCAUUUAAUGCAUAAUUAUGCUAAUGAAGGAGCUUGUGCUGUCAUAGUCCAACAUUUUUCCUUUUUGCUUUAUUACAAAUUAUUAUAAAGAUGAAUAUAUGUUUUAAUUUGCAGAGGUGAGAAUGGAGAUGAUGAAUCUCCUUUGUAUCAGAUUUAAUAAGAUGAUUAUAUUUACUCUUUUCAAGAGAACUAAAGCAUGCUUUAAAAAAGAAAAGAAAAAAGUGGGCAUGUGACUUCAUAGUUUUGGAUACAACCUCAUUUACUGUUUUUAGCCACUUUGCAUCCAUAAAAAUAUUUUCAUGUGAUUGUGGAGAAAUUUAAACCGUUUUGCUUAUUUUAAUAAUAAAUACUUUUUUAUUCAGUCAGUGUGAUUUCAAUGCGACACUCAUGUAUAUGACUACUGCAAGGUUUACUGAUCAUACAUCGUCAUCUUUGAGUAGAAGAAAUAACCAGUUGUCUCACGAUGUAUCAAACGUAGUUGGAAAGCGACAUUUCGUCUGCAAGCUGCUAGAUUGCUCAUUGCCUGACGAAGUCUAGCAGCUUGCAGACGAGACGUCGCUCUCCUACGUUUGAUACAUCGUGAGAAAACUGGUUAUUUCUUAUACUCAAUCCUUCACCAUGAUGAACCACCUCUCCCACAUCAUCUUCAUCUUUAUAAUGCAUAAUUCAAUUGGAAGAUUACAGGUCUUAGUUUCAUGAAGCUUGUUUUGAAUGGCGA
Molecule: messenger RNA, 5240 nt
Organism: Lytechinus variegatus (green sea urchin)
Lineage: Eukaryota; Metazoa; Echinodermata; Echinoidea; Temnopleuroida; Toxopneustidae
Product: splicing factor 1-like
Exons: 14
Coding region: 118-2652 (844 amino acids)
Biological process (GO): regulation of mRNA splicing, via spliceosome
Cellular component (GO): nucleus
Molecular function (GO): mRNA binding; zinc ion binding
Source: RefSeq, a predicted model, not a curated record